Stegastes partitus (bicolor damselfish) is the source of this 3586-nucleotide messenger RNA. It is a transcript of the gene calcrl2, whose product is annotated as calcitonin receptor-like 2. The transcript has 13 exons. The record is from RefSeq and is a predicted model, not a curated record. NCBI's taxonomy places the organism in Eukaryota, Metazoa, Chordata, Actinopteri, Pomacentridae. Bases 63 to 1637 code for a protein of 524 amino acids. Gene Ontology annotation, cellular component: plasma membrane. Gene Ontology annotation, biological process: angiogenesis; adenylate cyclase-activating G protein-coupled receptor signaling pathway; cell surface receptor signaling pathway. Gene Ontology annotation, molecular function: calcitonin receptor activity; adrenomedullin receptor activity; calcitonin gene-related peptide receptor activity.
UGGUUCAGUCAGUGUUGACAGGAAGGCAGCAUGAGUCACUUCUCUGCUCGGAUCAUGCAAGUAUGGGAAUAUUUGGAGGAAAAGACAGUUUGACAGCUCUCUCAAAGAAAAGAGACAUGUGGAGGACCCUGACACUGUCGCUGCUUGUUGCGCUGGCACUGGGCACAGAGAUGUCCCAGAGUCAGGAUGUGGGGUCCCUGGUGGCCGUCGAGAAGGCGGAGGAAGAACAGCAACAGAACUUCAGCAACAUAUCUACUGGGCUGGGAAAUGCAAGACGCCAGAUCCUGGCCGCUCAGUUUGAGUGCUACCUGAAGAUAAUCCGUGACCCGCCGCAAACAGAAGAAGGCACUUACUGUAACCGUACGUGGGAUGGAUGGCUGUGCUGGGGAGAUUCAGCUCCAGGGACUGUCAUGCAGAUGUGUCCUGAAUACUUCCACGACUUUGACCCCGCUGAGAAGGUGACCAAAGUGUGUAAUCCUGAUGGCCAGUGGUUCCACCACCCAGAGAGCAACAGAGUCUGGUCUAACUACACCCAGUGUCAGGCGUACACUGCAGACAAGCUCAAGUUUGCCAUCAGUCUCUACUACCUGGCUAUGGUGGGUCACGGUCUCUCCAUUGCCUCGUUAAUCAUCUGUCUGAUCAUCUUCUCCUAUUUUAAGAGUCUCAGCUGCCAAAGAAUUUCCCUCCACAAGAACAUGUUUCUCUCCUUCAUCUUGAACUCCAUAGUGACGAUAAUGUGGCUCUGGCUCAACGUGUCCAAUAACCAGGCCAUCAUUGCCAGAAACCCUGUGAGCUGUAAGAUCCUGGCUGUACUGACUCAGUACACGUCUACUUCCAACUACUUCUGGAUGCUGUGCGAAGGCAUCUACCUCCACACGCUCAUCAUCGUGGCCGUCUUCGUCGGGGAACAGCAGCUCUUCUGGUACUACAUCCUGGGAUGGGGUUUUCCUGUCGUUCCUGCCAUCAUUUAUGCUGUGGCCCGUGGGCUCUUCUUUAAUGACAAGUGUUGGAUCAGCUCACACACUCACCUGCUCUACAUCAUUCACGGGCCAAUUCAAGCUGCACUGCUGGUGAACUUUUUCUUUCUCCUGAACAUCGUCCGGGUUCUGAUCACCAAACUGAAGGAGACACACUGCGCUGAGACCACGGCCUACAUGAAGGCAGUGAGAGCCACCCUCAUCCUCAUCCCUCUGCUGGGAGUCCAGUACAUCAUUUUGCCCUGGAGGCCCGAAGGACGCAUCAGCCGGGCCAUCUACGAUUUCUUUAUUAACAUCUUCUCCCACUUCCAGGGAUUCCUGGUGGCAAUCAUAUUCUGUUUCUGCAAUGGUGAGGCCCAAACAGCGCUGCAGAGGAAGUGGGUUCAGUUGAAGUGUGCUUGGGGCAAAGCUAGUUGGGGAGAAACGCCCAUCACCAACAACCACUUCAACUACCACACCAACUCGUCCAUCACCGAAACCAGCCGCGCCACCAUCAGCUUAGAGCAGCCCGCCGCCGCCGCCGUGGUUUUUGAACAGAAAGAAAACUGCAACUUUUUGUCCCUGGUGCAGCAGAAAGCCAACGGGCAGGAAAAGAAAGGCGGCACAUGCACCAACGGGGAGGUGGACAUGCUCAGCCCCCGGGAGACCACCGACAUCUGAGAGGUGACAGUCGCAGCGCAAAACAAACUCAAACACUCACAAUAAGGACUGAUGAUGAGAAAACAUCGAGCUUGAAAGUGAAUUUAAAAAUGAAGGUUAACUGAUUGGGUUUUUGUAUGUAUGUAUGUAUAUAAUAUCCAAAGAGCACUUAAAAAGCAUGUGUUGCUUCACGAGUACAAACACACACAUUUUUACAGAAGCAGCUCCAGUUUUUGGACUCAUAAGAACCGAGGAGAAUCUUCAUGUAAUAAUGUGUUCUGUUCCUUCUUUUAAGUCAACUUAUGUAACGCAGUUAUAAUUUUUGUUGUUGUUGUAGUUUUCAUUAUGAGUUUCCUGUCAGAAUUGAAAAAGCUGCAACUCCCAAACCUGACAUUUAAAGAUCACAGACAUGCGUUUGUGCGAUCUGUUGCCUUACGGAGCCUGUAAAUGCUUUACCCCAGCACAACAGUGACCAAUGAAUGUCAUAACCCCACCGAUUUGAUUGCACAUGCUCUUUUUAAAGAAAGAUAAGAUCAUCGAAAGCCAGCGAGUUUCACAGCACCCUGACAGAAUCAGUCAGAUUUAGAUCCAGGUUUUUUUUUUAAAUGAAAUGCAACAGAAUUUGCUCUUAGAGGCAAUGCACGGUGGCUGGAAGGUCUAUAGAUUUAUAUCUAUACAUCAACUUUACCCUUCCUGAGCUGUUGCAGAAACUCCAGCUUCCAUUGAUAACCCCUGUGCCAAGUCUGAAGCACUUGCCUGUCUGUUCUUCACAGCUGAAUUGUGCAAGAAGCACAUCGUGUGGUUCCCAGUUUUAGCUCUGAUUAUUAGAACUGUGGCUCAUUCUUGACCUCCUGAUUCCUGCAGCAACUUUAAAGGAACACAAUCAGAUUUUUCAGUUCCAUAUUUUUUUUUUUUAUUAUGUGAAGACAUGAUGCAGACAUACAGAUAAAUACAGGCGUUACGGCUCGUUUUAUGACUGCGUUUAUACAGUUAGGCCGAUUAGAAAUUACUCAAUUUUGUUUCAGUGAUCACCAGUUUUCUUGUUUCUAUGCACAACUGCUUUGUUAUAAUCAAAGGGGAAAAAGUCUUUUGUAGAAUGACAUGAGUUUUAUUGUAAUACAACAGGAGAUCUUAAUCUUAAGCUUCAACACACUGAAAGCAAAGUGAUUGUUAGGAUGAGACAAGGCUACAGAAUUCCAUUUUUGUCAAAUGAAGAUUUUGCAGACAGAACAAGAUUGUGGCAAAUUGCUGUCCAAAUUGUUAGAAAUAAUUGCCUUUUCUAUCUCUUAAUUAACUCCUCCUCCGGUCUACUACGUGGGAAGGAGACAGUUUAAAAGAUUUGUUGUGUCUUUGUCGCUGGUGUUCCUGUUGCUUUUUAACGUUCUGUGUUAUUGUUGUGGAUAUUUUUCACAUGUUUAACGACUUGUAUUAUUGUUAUGACAUGUUUUUUUUUUUUCUCUUCAAAAUGCACAAAUAGAUUUCACUGCUUCUUCACAGAGAUAUAAUUUAGCUUCUUUUUUUUUUUUCCCAUUGCACAUGUACCGUGUUGUGCGUAUACUGGCAGGCUACAGAAUACUGAGUCUUAUUUUUUUCUUUUUUGAAAGUGAGCUAUGAGCAGAUGUGUUUUGGUGUUUGUCCCAUGAUGCAUCCACUCACAGCGGACUUAAAAUCCAAAAUGUUCCAGCGUGGACAUGGCGGGGUACACUGGUGCAUGGUGAAUAAAACACUGCUGUGCUAUGAAAACAGCUGAGUAUGAGAUUGUGAAAGAGCAGUAUUUUUCAAUUCAUUCUGCGUAGGAUGCUGCCCAGUAGAGAAGCAGCUGUCGUGGACAUAUUUGUAAAUGAAAUUUGAGAAACAUUCCAAUAAAACAUCCAAAAAAAAAAGAAAAAAAAGUUGAAUUGAAGCAUAUUGCUGUAUUUAUAUUUUUAACACUGCCAUUUACGCAUGGAAAUAAAGUUGUUUGAAGAUAA